Messenger RNA from Raphanus sativus (radish), 2155 nucleotides. RefSeq names its product small RNA 2'-O-methyltransferase-like. The record is from RefSeq and is a predicted model, not a curated record. The transcript has 6 exons. Bases 152 to 2155 code for a protein of 667 amino acids. NCBI's taxonomy places the organism in Eukaryota, Viridiplantae, Streptophyta, Magnoliopsida, Brassicales, Brassicaceae. Gene Ontology annotation, molecular function: peptidyl-prolyl cis-trans isomerase activity.
CCAAAACACCCUUGCUUUCCUCCAAACUUCCCAUUUGAAAAUCCCCCAAGCCACCUCUGUCUUUGCUGCUCUCUUUCGCUGAAACUAGUAUCAACGCUGGCCAUUUUCACAGAACCCUCAGAGUUUUUAAAGAAGCUACCGUGCGUUUCUAAUGACGGGUGGGGAGGAGAAGCAGGCUCUUUCUCCAAAGGAGAUUAUACACCAGCAGUUUGGUGGUAAAGCAAGUUACAGGAUUGAGGAAGUCCAUGUUUCUUCUCACAAUACUUGUCUCUAUCGAUGCCACUUGCAGCUUCCAGAAUUUUCCGUUGUAUCAAAUGUCUUCAAGGAAAAGCAGGAUUCUGAACAAUCUGCUAUUGAAUUGGCUCUCGAGAAGCUAGGUAUUCAGCCUCGGAAUGAUGAUUAUGCUGAUCAUAUUACCGUGGAGGAAGGUUUGGAGGGUAUUGUUCAACGCAUUAAGUAUAUAUUUUCAAACGAGUUUCUUUCAGCUGAUCAUCCUCUUGCAAGUCACCUUAGAGCAACACUGCAAAGGGAUGGUGAACAACGUCGUGGAUUACUUCCUGUUUCUGCCAUUGCUACGUUUGACUCAAAGAUUUACAGUCUUUGUAAAGUGAUCCAUCCUUCUAUGGACUCUGAUCCUGUCUUGGUCAUGUCCUAUGUCAUGAAGGCUGCUGCAAAGUCAUGGGAUUACGUUGUCGUAUCUCCGCACGCAGCUUCACUCGGAAGGAAAAAUCCAUACCCUCCAGCAAUUAUAGAAGGACUUGCUACUCAUGUAGAAAACAUACGAGUUGAGGCUGUACAUAUAAAAUGUACCAAGCGCGAUGAAGAGGUUGUUGAGCCAGUCGUUCUUGAUAUCUCAUCAGAUAGGUAUUACUUGGAUGUUAUCGCUCAAAAGCUUGGUCUGGAGGAUGCUAGCCAAGUGAUGAUAUCCAGGGCGAUUAGCAAAACUUUCUCUGGCUAUGAGUGUAGGGUAUACUCUGCAAUCACUAAGUUGAACUCUUCCAGUGAUUUAAAAAAGUCUCGUAAUGCAAAAGCAAGUUUUGUUUGUGGUCAAGAUGUUCAUGGUGAUGCGAUCUUUGCAUCUGUUGGUUACACAUGGAAGUCCCAUGAUCUUGAACAUGAAGAUGUAACCUUGAAGUCAUUUUACAGGAUAUGUUGCGGUAUGUCACCUAACGGAAUCUACAAAAUCUCCCGACAAGCAUUGAUUGCUGCACAGCUGCCUUUACUAUUCACCAGAGAGUCUAACUGGAGAGGUCCAUUUCCCAGGGAGAUUCUCUCCAUGUUCUGUCACCAGCAACAACUAGCGGAACCGGUCUUUACUAUAUCUACAGCUCCUGCAAAGUCUAUGUCUGACGUGUUAAGUUGUUACAACAAGAUAAAAGAUGAGUCAGAUAAUCAGUAUUCAAGUAGAGGACAAGCGGGGAUGCCAGGAUCAGGGAAAGGGUAUAGAUGUGAAGUGAAGAUCCUCUCAAAGUCGCUGGACUUGGUUUUCGAUUGUUCGUUGAAAAAGUUGUAUGAGAAAGAAAAUGAUGCUGUUCAGAAUGCUGCAUUGAUAGCCCUCUCAUGGUUUAGUAUGUUUUUCGGCGACAUGGAUGAAGAAUCACUUGAACCAUGCUAUACAGAUGACGACCUGGAUAUUCAGUAUAAUCAGAGGAGUCGUUUUAAGGAGACGUUUCCAAGUAGUAGAGUGUAUGAACUCCCUGAUAUUAUCAGAAAAGGAGAUUUGUAUAGAUCAAGGUCCAUGAGUAUGCCAUGGGAAAGGAAGCGUGUUCAAAAAAUAGCAAACGGUUCUUUGGUGAGCAUAUGCUAUUCUGUGUUCUUGAAAAAGGAUUCAAAAAGGGGAAAAUCGUUGAAAGAACUCAUUGAAAGCAAUGAAGGGAUAGAGUUUGAGGUAGGGCAUGGGUCUAUGAAUCCACAUCUUGAAUCAGUCAUUACUCAGAUGUCUGUGGGUCAGCAUGUUCGUUUCUCUACUGGAUUGCCUGCUGAAGCCUUGGUUUUGGCGGCUGCCAAUGAUACUGCGAGAGCUCUCACUCUCUUGUCAGGUUUGGAGUACAAUGUGCUUUUGUUGGGAGUGAAGGGUCCAACAGAGGAACGAAUGGAGAAGGCUAACAUUGUUGAAAAGGUUGCAGAAGGUUCCUCGCAGCCUUAUAAAGACUAG